Molecule: messenger RNA, 1017 nt
Organism: Trichophyton rubrum CBS 118892
Lineage: Eukaryota; Fungi; Ascomycota; Eurotiomycetes; Onygenales; Arthrodermataceae
Exons: 1
Coding region: 1-1017 (338 amino acids)
Cellular component (GO): cytoplasm; nucleus
Molecular function (GO): RNA polymerase core enzyme binding; RNA polymerase II CTD heptapeptide repeat phosphatase activity
Source: RefSeq, a predicted model, not a curated record
AUGGCCGCCAGAGGCAGCGCUCACCAGGACGGGACGCUCAAGACGUCUCUGCAGGCAGUUCACGCUUCAUCGGCGCCGGCUUCGUCUCAGUAUCGCGGCAAAGGGUCGCCGGACCCUCGACACAUGGCGAUUGCGCUUCACCAUGCCCGCCAGAUCCAGAGCCGCAAGGAGUUGGAGCUCCAGAUCCUCUCACAUAUCGAAACGCUCAUGGAACUGCCUACUACACCGGGUGCUACAGUCGAGUCCCCCUCUGCGGAGGAUGUGUCGACCUUCUUCUCUGCGAUAGCAUGCUUUCAGCCAUCGGACUACGAUAACCUGAUACAGGAACGGAAUAUUGACGGUAGCUGUGGCUAUACCUUGUGUCCCAAGCCACGGCGAAAAGAUAACUCUAAGGGAGGAUACAGGAUCGUUUGGGGAUCAAAGGGCAGCGGUCCCGGCGGCCGUGGUAAGGACAUGAAAGUCGUACAGAAAGAAAAGCUAGAGAUGUGGUGUUCUGAGGAGUGUGCAGAGCGAGCAAUGUAUAUCAAAGUGCAGCUCAGUGAGAAACCAGCUUCAGAACGGAUAGGAAGCGCGGGCAGGGACUUUAUGUUGCUGGAGGAGGCUAGACGAGGCGAAUCAUUGAGAUUAAACAUCGAACGGGUAGACAGAAGUGCUAUGAGAGCAGUGGAGGAGAAUCUGCAGGGACUCACGCUACAGAGCAAUGACACCAACCCAACCUAUGGCCAAGAUCAUCUAUCCCGUGGGUUGCAGGAUUUAUCGAUGCAAGAUACAGAAAGUUUGUCGGUAAAUCCUAGCAGUGGUGCUGUAGCCAGAGGUUUGCUAGCACCAACAGUUAUUGAACGGGAUAUCGAUGAUUCGAGAUACCCCAAAGCCCCAAUCUUCCAGCCGGACAGCGCAAAAGGGGGCUCGGUCGAGGGUUUCCAUCCCCGACAGGACACACAAUUCAGAAACUGGCCGUCCAGCAACAAGGACGGAGAUGGAGAUGAAGAUAUGGAUGACUUUUUACCUCAGAUAUAA